Molecule: messenger RNA, 10331 nt
Organism: Cinara cedri
Lineage: Eukaryota; Metazoa; Arthropoda; Insecta; Hemiptera; Aphididae
Source: the annotation of a GenBank genome assembly
ACCGUAACUUCGCGAUGACCGAUACCGCGAUUGCAGCAACUGCGAACCACGGUCACACGGUCCGCCUCUGUCUGGUUCGUGUUCGGCAGUAGCAGUAGUGCAGCGGCAGCAGUAACACCAAUUUCCCAGAGAGAAAUUUCACACACGUUCAACUCGUAUUAUACGCGUGUACAUAGUCUCUCAACACGUACCACCAGAAACAGUAGAGUGUGUACAUUGCGUAAGUUUUAUUUUUUUUUUUUAAACCAUAAUAGUAUUAUUCGACAAUCACUAUAUAUACAGGAUAAUAAUUACAACGAAGUCUUAAAACUUAUCCUUAACCUAUAUUUUAUUUUGAUAUUUCUCCCUCACUCACGACAUAUGCGCACAUUUGACUAUUUGAAUUUGCACUUUAAAUCAUAUAAUAUUUAUUCUACUAUAUUAUUCGAACAUGCACGCCGAAGAAAUAUUUUUGGAAUAAUAACGCACAUUUUAUUGUACUACUGUACUGAAAAUGAACGUACCUACUUUUCCUUUCCAGUAUUUUUACGUUCAUAUACACAGUAUAGUAAAUUUAAUUAUAUUCGUAUUUAUUUAUAGACUUCCAGUAACAAACGUCAACUUUUAAACUACAGCCACCAAAAUGACUAACUGCUUUAAGACGAUGAUUGCCGUAGCUAUGGUCGUAGGUGUCACCCUCUCAGUCCCCGUUCCAGACGACAAGCCUGAACUGAGUAACGUGAGUAUUAACCGUCGCUUAGCUAAUAACCUCUCUACCAAAGACGUACUUAUAUUUUUGAGACUUGGGCUGUUCAUUUAGCGUCUUUUUAUAAUAAAACGUUUUUUAUAACACAGGAAUGAUUCGAAUUGUACACUUUAAAAUUCGUAUAUCACACAUUGUCCUCUAAAAUACACUGUUUUAAGCUCUGCUGAGCCUAAAACAGUAUUUAUUCCAGAAUGGGAACUAUGUGGUUCGUCAAAAAAAAUGUGUCCUAGAAUAAUGGGGAUGGGUGCAGCCACUGAUAUUGGUGAUAUAGAGGGGAAAUUAAUUAAUUUGGAUCUGUAAGCAACGAUUAACCAUUGCUAACAAAAAAACGAUUCUGAGCGGAGUUCGGUUGAUAAUGUUGCUUUGUUUAAAAUAUAUAUAUAUAUAUCACAGUAUAGUAAAAUAAUUAUAUAGACAUUGCAUAUUUUUUUUAAUAAUAUUUGUUUAACAUAUUUCCAUUUUCCUGUUUUUGUUUAGUUUUUCCCAUGUUGAAAACUCCUGGGAAAAUCAAAAAAUUACAUCCCUAAAGUACUUACCACCCCAGAAAAUAUGUUAUCAUUGUAAAUUAGCGCAAAAUUGAUGGUAGAAAGUUGUCUAUAGAAAAAAAAACAUUGAAAACCGUUCCACUCAGAAUCUAAAAAAAAAAAUACUAUUAAAUCUUAACAGGUCGAUCUUAAUAGAUUAAUAGAUUAUAAUGUUUUUUUUAAAAUGUGACGUCCUGUCCCUCUAAAUACGUCUCUACUCUAUAAUGUCUAUUAUAUUGUAUAGAUAUAUUCAAUUUCUAUACCGGAAAGUACACUCAUUAACGAUCCUUGUAGCCGACCUGGGCUUUCCUACGAGAUUAAUCAUCUCGCUUCUCAUGUCAAUUAUCCUCGUUAUCCGCCUCCAUAUACGACAAGUUUACAAUAAGUCCGACCCGAAUAAAAAUUGGAACAUAAAUACGACGGCGGCGGUGACCUCAGUUGUAUAGUACUUCCGUCACACAAUACACUCGUUAAACCGUUCAUAAGUCAUGACCAAAUACAGUUUGUAUAACUCGUCUAAUCCACUCGAAUGCGUUUUCAACUGUUUAUCGUAGCGACGCGAGUGUAUUUUUAUAGUUUUUCUGUGUUGUCAAAACUUCCCUCAGACUUGUCGAAACGACUCAAGGAAUUUUAUUUUUCUUUACUGGUAUAUCAAGCCCCCCCUCCCAAGUGUUGUAAAUUUAUUGUAUUACAAUAUAAUCGCUUGUACAAUUAGUCAUCUAACGUCUGCGUAUCGUACAAGUUACCUAUCAUCAUGGUAAACUUUGUACAGUAUUUCGAAGACAAAUAAUUGGAUUUAUUUUUUAUUGCAUUUUUCGGUUCGCUUAACACCGUCUUCGCAAUGAUCCUACGCCUGCGACAAUUUUCUUUAAAUCAUCCGUUUUCAAGCGAAACGAACGCAUAAAACGCGAAUGGGUUUUAUUACAAUAUUGAUACAAUAUGUAUUUCACAAUAUCCUUAAUAUCGUUUCAGUUACAUACCGGAUGAUUCAUUUAUUACGAACUAAAGAUUUUAAAUGAAUUUGAUUUCUGUUAUAUAUAUAAAUAAUAUAUUUAUAUUUUUUUUAAUAUUGUUAAGCAUUUUUUUAAACUUUAUUUUAACAUUAUUUUCAAUUUGUUUUCCCUACUCUUAAAACCUUAAAAUUAGUUUACACUUUUGAUUUUCAAAUAGGAACCCUCCAUUAAAACAAAGAUUUGAAAAGGGAAAUAUUUUCUAAAAAGUUUGAUGUGCAUAACAUUUUAAUACCCUUAUCUAUUUACCAUUUAAGAAAUUUAACAGUUUAAUAUUUAGACCAGAGAAGUAGAGAAGGAUAAUAAAUCCGGUAUAGUAUUAUGCAAAUGUUAUUGAAAUGUAUAGACGAAUAUCUUCUAAUUUUUUAAUUUAAAAAUGAAGGUGGGUACCUAUUUAAAAACCAAAAGUGUAUGUAUACUUUUUAAGUUAUAAGUAGAAAGAGUAAAACAUUGAAAAUUAUUUUAAAAUAAAACUUAAAUGAUGUAAAAAUACAGAAAUCACAUAAAAUUCUCUAAAGCUUCGUAAUAUCACUCUGUAUAUAAAUAUAUAUGUAAUAUUAAAUAUUGCAACCGACGCGCGUUUGUUACGAUACUCAAUGCGGGCAGUGAAAACAUAUGCUUGUCCAACGAAGCACGAGCGAGUGGUCGCAUUGAAUUAUUAUGAAAAAAUCGCCAAAACACGUGUAAUAUGCGAUCUCCUAAAAAAAAAAAAAAAUUAUAAUAAAUAAUAACAAUAGGAACUAUCGCCAUUGUUGCCACGAAUACAAUAUACAAUUACAAUGUGCAUACUGAGUGUUAAGUUUCCCCGGAAUAUAUGUAUUAUCUUGCGAAAAAUACUGGCUUUUUUCGGAAUUUUCUGUUCGGAUAAUAAUUUCAGAUUCUACAACAUAUUUUAAAUUGUACUAUAUUAAAAAUUCCAUGACUCGAUAGGGUUUUAAUUAAAAUUAAAACUAUUUGUAUGUUGAAAUUUGUAAUUUCCAUCGACAUAAUCAGCAAUGGAAGGGUAAAGGGAAAAAACCAGAUAAGUGACUUUUUUUUCAAAAUGGUGAUAUUGGUAUCAAAUAAUUAAUUUGUAUAGACGUUUCGUAUUUUUUAUGCGAUAAUAUGCAUAAUAUACAAUACACAUAAAUGCAUAAUAUUUUUGAAUCUGAAGUGUAAAGCAUGUAUUUAAAAAUGACGUAUUAGGAUAUUAGGGACGGGUGUUACCGCUGUUAUAGGUAAUUUAAUGUAUACCUGUAUGCAACAAUGAACUAUUGCUUACAAAAAAACGAUUCUGAUUGGAGUUCAGUCGAUAGUAAUGCUUUUUCAACAAUAUAUGUGUCAUAUUAUAGUAAAAUAAUUAAAAUAACCUUUAUAUAUUUUCUUUAAUGAUAUUUGUUUAAUGUUGUACCGAUUUUACCAGUUUUCCUAAGUUUUUCCCGGUUUUUCAAAUUUUUCUGGAAAACUCUAGGGCAAAAAGAAAAAUGACCUCCCUUAGGAACCUUACCACUCAAAUUUCCUUUUAGAAACAUUAUAAAUUGGAGCAAAAUUGUUAGUAGAAAAGUUAUGCACAGAAAAAAAUAUCUUAAUAUAUUUUAUUAAUACCUACAUUUCUUAUAUUUUCCGUUUUUCCACCGUUUUUUUUUUCAAUUUUUAAAUUUUAUGAGAAAACUCCUGAGAAAAUUGAAAAAUUACCUUUACCUUUACCGUCUGUAUCCUUACAGACACGUAAUAUGUACGUAAUAAUGGGUACCAUAUUUAUAGUAUCUUACAGGUAUACAUUAAAUUACUUAUAACAGUUGCUGCACGCAUCCCCAUUAUCCUAGAACAGCUUUUUUAAUAUAUAUUGAAAAACUUUGUGUGGACCAAUAAUUAGAUUUGGCUAUAUAAUUUUUACUAAAACAAUUGUCGUUAAAAUUUAAUGUUAAAAUUCUUAAAAAAAAUAUACUACUUUAAAUUUAACUUUGUUUGUUUGUUUUUACCACAAAGUAUAAAUUAUAAUUAACAUCCUGUUAAAUUUACAUGCAUUUCUGUUUAAUCUAGGAAAGACAAAUAUAAGUUUUCUGUCCAAAUUUUAAGUCACUAGGAAUAUUUUUAACUGAAUUAUAAAAAAAUUAUUUUCAAAAAUGUUCUCGUUUUUCUGACAUUUUAUCCAGGUUUUUCCUAAUAACUAUAAAAACCGCUUAGAAAACUUGUUUUACAUGGUCAUAUAUAUUUUAAAAGGCUGUAAUAUUUACGAUUAAAAAAUAAUACAUUUCGUAAUUUUCUCGUUUUUCCCAUUUAUUGUGAAAAUCCUUGGGAAAAUCAAAAAAAUUAUUAUUAUGUUUUAAAUAUUUCUUUAUUGGUUUGGUGUUAUAUUAUGAUUUAUUAAACCAAAAUACUGAUUAAUAUAAUAUUAGUGUUGGAUGUACUUUAAACCUAAACAAUUUACUCUAAUCAAAAUAGCCUUAUUUCGUAAUCAACAAAUAUCUAUGAUAUCAAGAAUUAUAACAGAUUGUAUUAUUUGUUUAGACUAAUAUUAACCGUAGUAAAUGUUUUUUUAAACAUUAAAUAUUUGUUGUCAUUAAAUUUUCAAAAAUCUGCGAACACUUCAGUUUAGUGUCUUAAGUCUGGUGUCUGCUCGUAGUACUACUCUCAUGCCCGGUUACAUAAAACUUGUUGUUAUCUAUUGAUAAAUCUAGUAUUAAAAAUGUAUAAAAUGAUAAACUAACGGUUGAUAAAUUAAAGUUUUAUCAUGUGUUAAAUUUUCAAGUGUUGCUUAAUCAUUUUUUUUUUAUAUUCAGGUUAUUUCCAAAAUACUAGCUAUCAAAUAAAUAGUUCCACUGUGAUCUUUGUUUAUCAAUUUAAUUAAUUAAUAAGUUAACAAUGAAUAGCAGCUCAAGAAAAAUCGAGGAAAAAACUUUAGUGAAGAUGGAAAGAAACUUUUAAUGAACUUAAUUGGUUAAUUCAGAAAUAUGAACUAAUAUAAUAUUUGCAACUAGGCAUUAAUAUUAGUAAUUCAAAUUAUCUAAUUCGAUUAUCACCACAAUAACGCAAAGUAUUGUUAACGAAAUUUAAUUAUACAUAAAUGUUUACACGGUAAUAAGUAGGCCUGUAAUUUAAAUCUUCAUAAAGUACAUAUAAACAGACAUAAUUUAAACAUGGUUUAUGUAACAGUAUAUAGUUUAACCACAGAUAAACGAGUUUAUCUCUGUGUAAAUAGUUGGUACAACCCGGUACCAAAGUUUUAAAUUUUUUUUUUUUAUUAAUAUAAAAUAUUGCAAAAAUAUAUAAGUUCUGUGUAAUUUUAGAAUUCCAAACACGACUAAAAUAUACGAGUAUGUAUCGCGAUGAUGUACUUAUAAUACUAUUAUUAUUUUAUUAUACGUAGGUACUUAUACAUAUUAAGUACAACGAUUAUUUCUUCACAGUGGUGCGUAUCGUAUAUAUUACAUAUUGUUAUAGAGUAAUUAAUAAUUAUAGUACAUCGCGAAUUAUUGUUGUUGUCUGUCAUCGUAGUCUUAAAGUGUACGAUUUCCCAUUUACAUACCGUUGUGUACUCGGAACACCACCUAUACUAUAAUAUCUAUAUAUACACUAUACUAUACUAUACUAUAUAAUAUACUGUAUAAUAUAAUAUUAUUACGAAAUCGUGUUUCUACACGAAUAUUUCUGGCGCAAUAAUUUAACGACGAUCACCCGUCUUUAUAAUUAAUUAUACUGUCAUAAUCACCGCUGCAGUUGUGAAAUAGUCGAUCGGUGUUCGUCCGCAGCCCAAGUUCUAAAGUGACCUGCGACUUAUCUGUUGAUCGGAUUUUACGCAUCACGCGCGCAAUAACAACAACAACAACAAUAAUAAUAAUAAUAAUAUAAUAAUGGACGGAAUCAACCGGGAUAGCUUACAAUGUCAAUCUGUUAAAAUAAUAUUAUUCUCGUCUCUCGGCAACGACAACGGCGCGGCGCGACUGUUAAAGUCUCCAUCUAGCCGUCAAACAGUUUUCAUUAUUUUUAUUAUAUUAUAUUACAAAAUUAUUCAAUAUUGUUUUCUUCUCCGCUUUCGGCCCUCUUUUUCACCCUGUAUCACUCGUAAUUUUAUAACAUCAUCUCCUUUACGAUCACAUUAAUUUGCAAAAUCAUUUCUACUGUAGUUUCUAAUUCAUCUCGUCUAGUCACAAUAAUGUCCAAACAUAAUAAGAAUUAAUCAUACGGUUGAUAUAUAGGAAAUCAUUCAGUCUGGAGGAUUUUCUACCAAAAACGACGACUCUGUGUCAGCGUCAUGGGGAGGUUUCCAAGCUUCUGCCUCUUUGGCCGAUGACGGUAGCGUUGCCGCUUCCGCUGGCGGAAACGGCGUAGGCGCCGGUGCCGGAUACGGCACAGGAGGUGCCACAGCCGGAGCCGCUAUCGGAGUUCCGAGUGACUCUGGAUCGUCCGGCACUAAACCUAACAACUAUGCACGGCCCGGUACAAACCAGCACGGAGGCGCCGGAAACGGUUUCUUCGAUAGGAUUUUUGCCGUAAGUAUAUAUAUAUAUAUAUAUUUUUUUUUUCAGGGUUUAUUAUCGGCCUCUAGGACCAUCCCAUCAUCCAGCCUUCCUUUCAUCCCGAUCAGUUGCUCACCUCUUCCAAUCUGUUCCUCCUCUUAGCUCAUCUACAUCCUUCACUAUAUCUAUAUAAAUAAAUAAAGUCGGGUUAGUCACACCAUUUAUAACUGAAGAACGGCUGGACCGAUUUUGAUGAUCUCUGAUUUGUUAGAUUCGUCUCCGCCCCGAAUAGCAGAAUAACUAUUAAAAUAUUGGAAAGAUUCACGAAAAAAAAAACAAAUAUAGGGAUUUUUAAUUAUAUUUGGUCCGAUUAUCUAAUUGCCUAUUUAUUUAUUUUUGAUUAUUCAAGGGUUUCCACAGAGAAUAAAACUAUUAUUAUUAUUAUUACAAUUAUUUACACUAUUGAAAUUUCACAUUUAGUCCGCCGAAAGUGGACUACCCACUUUUCAUCUAUUUGUUUUCAUUCAAUUCUGACAUCACGGCCAAAACCAAAAAUGAAUAUAGAUAAAAUAAUAAUAAUACAAAUUGGCACAAACAACGUCAGGUGCGGGACAGCUGGUAUCUGGUAUAUAAUAAACGCAACUUGAUUUAUCCAUGUAUAUUAUUGUAACGCACAGACAUUUAAACACAUUUUACAAAAUAUCUAUAACACAUUUGUUUUAAUAAUAUGCGUUUAGAUUCCAAUCAAUGUAUUGCAGUCCGUCAACACAUAUUUGAACCAGAAACAGGUCGCGGGCCAACAAGGUAUGCACAUUGUACAUUGCACUAUAAUGAAUGUGAUAAUGCACAUCAUAUUACACAAUAUUAUCAUAUUAGUAUAGUUGUUAUAAUUUAUUUGUACUAUUCUUACCAGGAGGACCCGCUCACCAAAACGGUAACGGCGGUGGUUCAGCUUCCACCUCGUCGUCCGCUUCCAGCAGCGCCUCAUACGGAGGUUCAGGAAAAGACGCUACCGUUGGCGCCGACUACGGGCACACCGCUUCCGCUGGCCAAUCCGGAUCACCGAAUCCGAUGAUGGUACACACCAAACCAAAUUAUGAUCAAAUAUUCAACGUACGUGUUGUGUGUGCCGGGUGGUGUUGUAGUUGUAGUUAACACACACACACGCACCUAACUUUGUCUAAUCUUUAUAAUCUUAUCUAAUCGAAUUGUUAAUAAUACCUAAUAACUCUACGAGGCAGAAUUAUGGAUCAGUGGUCGGUAACCAGAGGAAAAUUCUAGUUAAAAAUUUAAUUUUCCCAGUCACGAUUGUAUAAAGCAUAGUCCUUUAUAGAACUGCAUUACAACUAUUAAAUAGGUAUGUAUAUUAUUAGAGCAGAAAAUUUAGGUGUAGGUGGUAAAUAUGAUAAAAUAUGCGCACAAAAAAAAAAUUGAAGAUAUGCAAAACAAUACAUCAAAUAUAUCAAUCAUUUACGAAAGUCUAUUUCUUAUUAACGCAGAUACACUAAAAUGAAUAUCUUUUAGUGAGUCAUUUUAAAAAAACGAUUGGAAAUGAAUCGUCACAAAACAUGGAUUUGUUUUUUAUAUGACAAAAAAUAUGAAUUGUUUUUUUUUCUGCAGUUACCUAGAAGUUUUAUUCACCAAUUCACAAAUGGUUGCUGACCACUGGUAUGAAAAUAAUUUAAAAUGGUGAUAGUGAUAUUAUUAAUUAAAAAACUAUAACUGUUAUCAUCAUUGACAUGGUUGAGGAUUCAUGACUAGCGAAAUCAUACUAAAUAUGAACAAUAGUUCGUAUACAUUUAUUUUAUUUCCUAUACACUAUAAUAGAAACUUAAACUUUUUUUUUUUAAUAAUUUGAGAUGAUUAAAAACUAAUGUCAAGUUUAUAUUUUAACAUACCAGCUAAUUUCUGAGAUAAAAUAUUCAAGAAUUCGAAUUUAAUUUUUUUGAAAAAUGCAAAUUUAAUUGUCAUUCAUGUAAAUGUUUUUCCAUGCGAAUCUUUAGCUCGAUUUCUUUACAUAACCUAAAAUCCAUCGCCAUAAUCAUAAUAAUAAUAAUAAUAAUCUUAUAAUAAUUAUUAUUAUUAUUCAUUACUCAUUAUCAUAAUUUCUAUUGUAGUAUUCGGUAUUAUUAUUUAUUAUCUACAAAACAUAUAGUGUUAUUGUAGACAUAUACAAUUAGAUGGAAUUUUCAGUAUGAUAACGCGUGUACAUGGUUAAAACUCUUCCCGAGGACUAAACUGAGUGGUUUAACAAUUGGCUCCACCAGCUUUGAGCCUUUCAACACAGUCCUCCCAUCUAAACUGAUGUUUUCCCAUUUAGUCCUUCGUCAAAUAGGCCUUGCUCAAUCACAUUUUUAUCAUCAAACUAAAUUCCGGCAGGCGGUCUCCUUUUUCCAAUCUUCUUUAGUAUAUCCAUUAUCCACUCAUAGAAAUUAUACACCGCAGUCAAAUAAUAUCAUCAGUUUAUCUCUCUCGAUCUGUUUGACACGACCAUGUCUUUUACUCUUUGGAAGGUCUAAUAUUCCGUCAAUAUGUAUAUUAUUCUUUUUAGGGUAUAUCAGCCAUUAAGACCAUCCGUCACACAAACAAUUCUCCAAUCUUUCCUAUCAGCCAUUUGUGUUUUCCAAUCUGAUUGAUCUUCUAUUUAGUGUUUCUACCUCUUUUUAAAUUACAUCUUCCCACCUCGAGCAAAGUCUUCCCGGUGGUCUUUUACAAACUGGAUUCUCAUCCAUGAUUAUACGUAGAAGUUUGUUCUGGUAUCGCUAUGCACAACUAGUCUACUGUAAUCUUCGGCUCCUGAAAAAUUUUUAAUACAUUAUCUUUCCAAAAACUAUGUAUAUUUGUCUAUGAAUAAUAUUAUGUUUUAUGUAGAAAAUUAAUGUUAUAUGGUUAGGAACAUUUUUCGUUCGGUUGCUCUAUAAUAUUAUUAUCAUUUAACUAAAAUGUUUUUCGUGUUUUUUUCUCUUUUAGAUUCCUAUCACCGCUCUGAGAUCCGUCCAGAAUCUUUUGAACGGUUAACAGGUCGCGGUUAAAGGACGGCGAUGGUGGCGGAAAGGAUGAAAGGCAAGAUAGAACAAAACAAUAUAAAUUAAGCUGAUUAAACGUUGACGUGGUGCUCGACGACGCAUCCACAUACAUAAAGUUGUCAUAAUAUUUAUUAUAUUAUUAUAUCGAAGUUUACUCACCCAUCAGUAAAUUCAGAAAAUACUACGUGUCAGUGCGUGCAUCUUACUAUUUUUAUUAUCAUCUAAGACCUAAGUAAAUAAUAUUAUUGUAUACGCAGUGAAAUUAUUAUUUUUUUAAAUUUAUUAAAAUGCAAAUACUUAAUAUUAUAUAUACACAUCAUGGUAGUAGUAUAAUGAAUUAUAAAUGAUAACGGUUAUGAAGUAUAUUAUAGUUCAAAUUGUACAACAUUCUAUUAUUAUCUACGCAAUAUUAUUUGAGAGUUCAAUCUGUAUUAUAGUACUGAUCCGCGCGCACUUGUUUAUAAAUUAUAUUUUACUCGUCGAUAACAAUAUUAUUAUCGUCAUAGAAAUAAUAUUAAACAUAUAUAUAUAUUACCUAUUGUGUUUUUUUCUAUGUUAUUAUAUUUAUUUCUGAACUAUCAAUGUAC